Messenger RNA from Eurytemora carolleeae, 1349 nucleotides. RefSeq names its product cytoplasmic tRNA 2-thiolation protein 2 (gene Ctu2). Gene Ontology annotation, biological process: tRNA wobble position uridine thiolation. NCBI's taxonomy places the organism in Eukaryota, Metazoa, Arthropoda, Copepoda, Calanoida, Temoridae. Gene Ontology annotation, cellular component: cytosol. Gene Ontology annotation, molecular function: tRNA binding; sulfurtransferase activity. The record is from RefSeq and is a predicted model, not a curated record. Bases 1 to 1338 code for a protein of 445 amino acids. The transcript is spliced from 9 exons.
AUGGUUGGAAUCUACCGAAGUUUCCAGGGGUUGGAAACCUGUGUUAAACUCAAGUAUGGUUUGGACCUAUCGGAGUAUCCAGGGUUAGAAAACCUGUUUUCAAGUAUGAGUAGAAUGUGUAGUUUGACGGAGAGUGAGUUAGAACCUGAGCUGGUUAAAGCAAGGUUGGAUCCUACUCAGAUCCAUCUCUGCAAAAAGUGCAAGGAGAACAAACCUAUUACGGGUAUUGAGAGUGAUCACAAAAAACUCCUAUUCCACCCUCAUGUUCUUUACGUGGAUGAAGGUUGUCUACUACAGUUAAACAAACAGCAGAGAAUUAACAAUAUCAGGGAACGACUCAAAGAGGCGGAGUAUACAGGGUUUCCUCUUUACGUUUCCCUUCUGGAGACUCCCUCCAGGGUUUCCUUCGUCUCUUCUCCGACAGAGUUCGACUACGCAGAACUUUCUUUUAAUGAUGGGUUGGGAGAGGAGUUGCUCCGAGCUGUUGAAAAUAUCAAAGAGAACUCGGCAAAGGAAGAUUUUAUUAACACUAUGAGACGAAGAUCUAUCCUUACAGGAUCCAAGGAGAUGGAUUGCUCCAAGGUCUUUACGGGAGAGAACGGGACAAAGAUCUCUAUAGAUCUGCUUGCUGGAGUUUCUAUGGGUAAAGGUGUAAACCUAUCCCAUGAGACAGGGUUUAAGGAUACACGGGAUCCAGUAACAAUCCUGAGACCGCUGCGGGACGUGUCUGGAAAAGAAUUGGCUCUCUACUCCCAGUUUCAUUCUUUAAUGUUUUCUCCGGGUCCUAAUUUAACUACAGGUAAGGACGGAUUGUUCAGUAUCCGGAAACUAACUGAAGAGUUCCUUGUUGGGUUACAGGCGGACUUUCCGGCUACUCUCAGCACUGUCUUCAGGACCGGAGAUAAACUUCAGGUGGAUACAGAGGAAACUGUAGAACCCUGUAUCCUGUGUGAAGGACCCCUGGAUACAAAUGCUACUGAGCACUGUUCCCUCCAAGCUACCUACUGGUCUCAGAUUGUAUCUUCAAAGGGAACAACAUUAGGAGAUGAAUUUUUAUCCUGUGAUAACCUUGAGACCUUGAGCCUUGAAACCCUGAGGAUGGAGAUAGAUCCGUCCUGCAGCUCUAGGACGGAUUGCUGCGGAGAGGGAGACGGGUCCUGUAAGAGUAACCGAGUAUUAAGGUUGAGAGAUGUCCUCCCCCUGCUCUGCUACUCCUGUAUGAGAACUAUAACAAAUUCCAAAAAUCUGGAAACGUUGCCUAAAAAGGUUUUGGAGGCAAUACAACUUAGAAGGAAUCGGUUAGAAAUGAAAAAUGAAAUAAGCGAUUUUUUACUUUGAUAAAUUUUCAG